This is a messenger RNA of Fomitiporia mediterranea MF3/22, 826 nucleotides long. Its product is annotated as pyridoxamine 5'-phosphate oxidase. The transcript has 2 exons. Bases 86 to 778 code for a protein of 230 amino acids. NCBI's taxonomy places the organism in Eukaryota, Fungi, Basidiomycota, Agaricomycetes, Hymenochaetales, Hymenochaetaceae. The record is from RefSeq and is a predicted model, not a curated record. Gene Ontology annotation, molecular function: pyridoxamine phosphate oxidase activity; FMN binding. Gene Ontology annotation, biological process: pyridoxine biosynthetic process.
ACGCCUUGCUCUCUUACCACGACUACGACUACGACCAGCUCACGUCGUGCACCCUCGUUCCUUCCACUUCUGCUCACCGCGGUCAAUGGACGCAGUCAUUCAGCCCAAUGGUGACAAAAUACGCGUCCUGUCGCACAUACAGUAUGACACCUCUGACUCACUAACGCCAUCUUCUGUGCUGUCAUGCCCUCUUGACCAGUUCCGACACUGGUUCACUGAAGCACAGUCAUACGUCAAGGAGCCCGAAGCAAUGUCUCUUUCAACCGCUACGGCAUCAGGCAUUCCUUCUUCACGCUUCGUCUUACUGAAGCAGGUCGACUCUCGCGGGUUUGUCUUCUUUACAAACUACACUUCGCGCAAGUCUCGCGAGUUAGACGAAAAUCCGCAUGCUGCACUCGCAUUAUACUGGCAGGAAAUGCAUCGCCAAAUACGUGUCGUAGGGCGAGUAGAGCGUGUGAGCAAGGAGGAGAGUACAGAAUACUUCCGUACCCGUCCACUCGGAAGUCGAAUUGGUGCUUGGGCAAGCCCACAGAGCAGUGUCAUCGCGGAAGGCGAGAUUUCUCAGCGAUUCCAAGAGACGCGAGAAAAAUUUGGCGUCAAGGAUGGCCAGACAGAUGAAGCUGACAUCCCGCUCCCUGAUUUCUGGGGCGGAUGGCGUGUAAUACCACUAGAAGUCGAGUUCUGGGCGGGGAAGCCUUCAAGACUACACGAUCGGGUACGUUACACCCGGACGACGGAAAUAAACGGAGAAUGGAAAAUAGAACGCAUAGCACCUUAGAACAAUCGCAGAAGACCAAUCAAGAUAUAUGUCGGAAAUACAUGUAAA